This is a messenger RNA of Pararge aegeria (speckled wood butterfly), 3917 nucleotides long. It is a transcript of the gene Ube3a, whose product is annotated as ubiquitin-protein ligase E3A. Gene Ontology annotation, molecular function: ubiquitin protein ligase activity. The record is from RefSeq and is a predicted model, not a curated record. Gene Ontology annotation, biological process: protein polyubiquitination. The coding region runs from base 173 to 2911 and encodes 912 amino acids. The transcript has 16 exons. NCBI's taxonomy places the organism in Eukaryota, Metazoa, Arthropoda, Insecta, Lepidoptera, Nymphalidae.
UGGUGGUUGACAGAUCGUAUUCGUAGAAUGAGAAUUAGAAUAUAAUUGAUAUCUAUUGUGUUUAAAUUUGUUUAUUGAAAACAUUGCCUAAGAGGUUGGGCAACCAUACUUAUGUUCCACUGGUGCCCUUAAAUUAUAUAUAUUAAAUGGUUAGCAGAAUUGAUAAUCUUCUAUGAACUCAAAAAGUGAAACUGACGAAGCUUCAAGGGGGAGCGAAGCAUCAUCGUCAAAUAAUCAACCAACCCCGAGUAAUCCAAAGGAUCACUCAGUUCCAGUUUUAUGUGCAGAUACAAGCACAGGAAAAUCUAAAGACGUCAUGAAACGUGCCGCCGCAAAGCAAUUGAUUGAACGAUAUUUUUACCAGCUGUUAGAUGGCUGUGGCAACCCUAAUUGUGACAAUCGAUUUUGUGCAUCUAGUGGAGAGGCAAGAAAUCUUACUCCAAAUGAAGCGGCAGCAGAGGCAAUCAAGUUAUUUUAUACAGAAGCACGCCUGUGUGACACUCUGCCCAACAAGGUUCCCAGGACAGAAGCAGUGAUCAACAGCGUCUGUGCUACCACCCCUUGCGCAACAGGUACAACAAGAAACAUAGUAACUAAAGAUGGGGAUAGAAUUGAUUACCCCUCAUGUAGUACAUCACGCUUCAUGGACAAAUUUAAACCAGACUCUAGUCAGCAAGAGGAUUGCAAAAAUGUUAGACAUAAUAAUGGUGCACCGUUAACUGAAGAACGUAUAUAUGAACUGUGCGAUGAGUGUCUUGAAACAAAAAAGCCACAGGUCCUCACCAGAGCCCUAGGCGAAGCUUUCACUCAGCCUGCAAUAUUAGCCAGAUGUUUUCAAAGGAAAUUGCGUGAAGGUGACAAUGGGAAUGGAGGAGAGAAAAUAGAUAAAAAAUCAAAUGCAAUGUGCUCGUCGAGUGACCCAGAUAAAGAUGUGGACAGUGUAGCAGGGCCCGGGCUAGAUGUAGCUUCGUGUCGGAGAGCCUUCCAGUAUCUUGCUAAUGUGCCAUCGGAUUACUACAGCUCAGCGCUAGUGACUGCACUCACGAAUCUCGCAGAAAACUUGAUGGUUGAGCUACAAAUGCCGCACAGUAUUAGCAUGGACGAUGCUGUCAACUGCUUCGUCAUCGCCUUUGAAGUUCCUGAUCUUAGCUGCAGCGAAUACUUGGAGACAGCCCUUCCUCUACUUUGCAUUGCCACUGAACAUUUAACUGUCAAAGCGCAAGCGAAACUGGCCAGAGUUUGGGCGCAACAUUGCAAAGACAGUCUGCGUCACAUACUGGAGACCCUUCAACAGCUCAUCACGCUCAGAGUUAUAUCUACAAACUAUGUGAGACACUUUCAAGUGCAAGACGACACUACUGUCACCAUGGCGACUAAAACUAUGAAGAUAGUAUACUACGCGAAUAUGCUAGCCGGAGUGAUGGAGUCAAAUACAAUGCGGGAAGAGCCAGUGGUCAUUGCUAGUCAAUUGGACCCUUUAGGGGACGCCCUAGACCACUUGUACCCGCUCUCAUCCAUGAAAAACUUGAAGCAUACUCCCUACGAGGACCCACUAGCCAUUGAAUUAGAUAUAAACGUAUUAGACGCUAGGAAACCUUUUUUGCCAUUUGAAGAGUUCUAUAACGAGCCCCUUAGUGAUACUAUAGAAAUGGAUAUAGAUUUAGCUAAUUGUAAAACUGAAAUCGAUGAAAUAGGGAACAAGUUCUCUUUCCUCAAAUACCCGUUCAUACUGACGGCCGCGACAAAAUCCCUCGGUCUUUACUACGAGAACCGUAUUCGGAUGUACUCGGAGAGGCGGGUGUCAUUACUACACGCGGUAGUAGGCGCGGCGCCGCCUAUGCCCUUCCUAAGGCUGAAAGUCAGGAGAUCUCACAUCAUCGACGACGCACUAGUUGAGUUAGAGAUGAUAGCAAUGGAACGCGCACUGGAUCUGAAGAAGCAGCUCGUGGUUGAGUUCGAGGGAGAGCAGGGCAUAGACGAGGGUGGAGUGAGCAAGGAGUUUUUCCAACUUGUGGUAGAACAGAUAUUCAACCCCGACUACGGCAUGUUCACACAGAGGCAGGACGAGGUUACAGUCUGGUUUAACCCCACGUCCUUCGAGACAGAGGCUCAGUUCACACUGAUUGGUAUAGUUUUAGGACUCGCGAUCUAUAACAACAUCAUACUGGCGGUCAACUUCCCCAUGGUCGUUUAUAGGAAACUCAUGGGCAAAAAAGGGUCCUUUGAAGACUUGGCGGACUGGAAUUCGACGUUAUACAACGGUUUAAAAGACAUGCUAGAAUACACAGAAAAUGACUUAGAAGAGACAUAUUACCAGACUUUCAGGAUAUGUUACACAGAUGUUUUCGGCAACAACUUAUUUCACGAUCUAAAAGAAAAUGGGGACGACGUAUUUGUCACGCAAGAAAACAAAAGAGAAUUCGUAGAUUUAUAUGCAGAUUUCCUACUAAACAAAUCUGUGGAGACGCAGUUCAAGGCAUUCAGACGCGGCUUCGUGAUGGUCACAGACGAGAGCCAGCUGGGAACCUUAUUCAGGCCAGAGGAAGUUGAAACGCUUGUAUGUGGAAGUAAGAAUUUCGACUUCAACGAACUAGAGAAGUCAACAGAAUACGACGGUGGAUACACAUCGGAAUCACAAACUAUAAAAGAUUUCUGGAGCAUCGUCCACAGUUUAUCUUUGGAGGACAAAAGGAAACUUCUACAGUUCACCACAGGAUCUGAUAGAGUCCCAGUAGGGGGUUUAAGCCAUUUAAAACUAGUUAUAGCCAGAAACGGACCGGAUUGCGCCCGUUUACCAACCGCCCAUACAUGCUUUAACGUGUUACUCCUACCAGAAUAUGAAAAUAAAGAGAAGCUCGAAGACAGACUCAUGAAAGCAAUUAGCUAUUCAAAAGGUUUUGGAAUUAUAUAAAUAUCAUCGCGUUCAGUACUCACGAACAAACAGUUUAAGUUCAGGCCACACCGCAAACUAGGCUAAUUGACUUACUUUCGUAAUUUAAUAGACACCGCGAACUACUGAGCUAAUCUACGCGGGAACUGAACUGGAAACCUCUACCUGACUAUUCUAGCUAAAGCUAAGAUCGCGGUGUGAUUUGUUCUGUAUCUUUCGUUGAUAUAAAAUAUUCUAAAUAAAUAUAGACUUUAAAAUUGUCCGAUCUGUUGAAAGUUAUUGUUGAAUGUACAUUAAAUAGAUUGUAACAAUGUUAAAAGUCAAUUGAUAUAUUAUACAAAACACUCAGCCUAGUAUGUUUUUGUAAAGCGUUGCCGCCACAUAGCGGCCGUAAUGUAGCGUCGAUUAACGUCAAACGAAACGUUGUCUAAAGAAACAAGAUUUAUUUCACUUGUCCCUAAUGUCGCAGGAGGGAAGCGUCGCAAAACGUAGCUAGGUCUGAUAGUUCUAAAUAAAAUUUGGUGUCCCGCCGAUUAGGAGCACCUAUUUAAAAUCAUAGUGAAAGAUAUAAUCAAUGAAAAAGAUGGACACUUAAAAAAAAUAAAAAAUUCCAUCUUUUUCAUUAAAUUAGUCAAAUCAUAGUGAAAGAUAUAAUCAAUGAAAAAGAUGGACACUUAAAAAAAAAAUAAAAAAUUCCAUCUUUUUCAUUAAAUUAGGUCAAAAAUAAGUUAAGUAUAAUAUAAUAAGAAUGAAAUAAAAUAGGUUAAAAAAUCAUGACUGCUUAAAAAUACAACGAAAGUACUUAUAUAAAGCGAAACGGGUACGUAACUAAAAAAUAAUAAAUGAGACAUUCGUGUUGCGUAACAAAAAUUUACACUUUUCCGUCUAAGUUAUUGGGAGUUGGUUGUCUGGGAGAGAUCGCUUUCGCAAUAAGACCGCCUUUGCUCACUAGCUUUUUAAGUUACUCUAUUGUUUUUUUUGUUGUAUUUUGUUUUUGUGUGUGCAAUAAAGAAUUUAAUAAAUCUAA